AUGAAUCGUGACCGGAAGUCAGACCUCGCGACGACAGUGACGACUUCUAACGAAUGGGAGAAGAAGGAGAACGACAUCAACCUGGUCAGGGACGAGGUUCCCGCCGUCCGCAACGGUUACGCCCAGUUGCCUCUUUUUGUCCUUCCAUCUUUCUGGAUCGGAGUCAAGCUGAAGGUUUUCCAAGGGAUCAGGAGUUCCGACUUUGCCCGAAAUUGGUUUGGAGGGACCCUAGAAAAUGAAAAAAAAAGCUGAACGUGAGAGCUCUAGAUUUCUAUCAAGGGCUUCUGGAAAUUUUCUUGGCCCAAGUUUUGGAUUGAAGCUUGAAGUUUAUGGACUAACCAGGAGGGACUUUUAUAAUGACUAGGUGAUUCAAAUGAAGGCCUUUUCCUGAAUUUAGCUGUUCCAGGCUUUACUGGACACUUAGUGGAUCUCUUGAAAAAAAAGCUCCAAGUUUCCAAAGAAGGUGUAAACCAAGAACUUCCUUAUAAGUGGCAAUCGACGAGUUAGGACUGGAAAGGGUCACUUGUGACAGGUCUGACUGGUGAAAGUUGACUCUUGAGGAUUGGGUGGUGCAGAAACUCAAUGGAUUGAUGGAUGAGGCUGGAUAA
Molecule: messenger RNA, 608 nt
Organism: Caenorhabditis auriculariae
Lineage: Eukaryota; Metazoa; Nematoda; Chromadorea; Rhabditida; Rhabditidae
Source: the annotation of a GenBank genome assembly